UGUUUGACAUAUAAUGUAUUGAAACGUUUGAAUAGCAGUCAAACGACGAGUGGUUUUAACUUUGAGUUGACUUCAGAGCAGAAAUCAUUGCAAGAAUUGGCCCAAAAGUUCGCCAAAGAGGAGAUCAUCCCUCGGGCCGCACAUUACGACCAAACGGGUGACUUUCCCUGGGAUCUCGUCAAACAGGCCCAGGAGGUGGGCCUUCGAAAUUUGGGGGUCCCUUCACAGUACGGGGGCGCAGGACUGCCACUGUUUGAUACCUGUCUUAUAAGUGAGAGUCUGAACUAUGGGUGCACUGGGAUUCAGUCGGCCAUCAACUCGACGGGUUUGGCUCAGGCGCCGGUCAUACUGUUUGGUAAUGAAGACCAGAAAAGACAAUAUUUGGGACGAAUGACGGGUUCGGAAGCCUUAUGUGCGGCCUAUUGUACGACAGAACCGGGCGCUGGCAGUGAUGUCGCAUCCAUUACAUCAAAGGCCGUCCAGAAUAAAGACGGAGAUUAUGUUCUCAAUGGCCAGAAGAUGUGGAUCACUAACGGAGGGGUCGCCAACUGGUACUUUGUGUUGGCGCGCACUAAUCCGGACCCAAAAGCACCCCCGAGUAAGGCUUUCACGGGUUUGAUCGUUGAGGCGAACAGUGCGGGUGUAGUGCCCGGACGUAAGGAAGACAUGUUGGGUCAGAGAGCGUCCGACACGAGAGGAGCGAACAGUGCGGGUGUAGUGCCCGGACGUAAGGAAGACAUGUUGGGUCAGAGGGCGUCCGACACGAGAGGAGUGAGCUUUGAGAAUGUGGUCGUCCCUAAGGGUAAUGUUUUGGGCGAAGAGGGUAUGGGUUUCCGUAUAGCUAUGGGUGCGUUUGAUCUGACGAGAGCACCGGUCGGUUGUGGAGCCGUGGGUUUGGCUCAGCGGGCGUUUGAUGAGGCCGUCAAAUGGACUUUCGAGAGACACACGUUUGGUGUGCCUAUCCAUCAGCACCAGGCCAUCCAAUUCAUGUUAGCAGAUAUGGCCAUCGGUAUCGAGACAUCCCGUAUGGCAGUGCAGAGGGCCUGUUGGGACUACGACACCGGUAGGAGGAACACCUACUGGGCCUCUAUAGCGAAAUGUUGGGCGGGAGAUGUGGCCAAUAAAGCGGCUGCAGAUGCGGUACAGAUCUUCGGCGGCGCCGGUUUUAAUAAGGAGUAUCCGGUGGAGAAACUCUUGAGAGACGCCAAGAUAUACCAGAUCUAUGAGGGAACCGCUCAAAUCCAACGCAUUAUCAUUGCCCGCGAAUUGCUUUCUGAAGCCAAAAAGACUUUAUAA
Messenger RNA from Oppiella nova, 1296 nucleotides. The record is from the annotation of a GenBank genome assembly. NCBI's taxonomy places the organism in Eukaryota, Metazoa, Arthropoda, Arachnida, Sarcoptiformes, Oppiidae.